AUGUCUGGCACGCGGAGUCUGUAUCUGGUCUUCGCUAUAGCCGCCAGCUUGUUCGUCUACGCUGCUUGCCAUCAAUGGGGCAGCGCAACGGCAGAGGCUAUCCAAGACAAAUUCGGCCCUCGCCUCUUUGAGCAAACUGCCCAGAAAUACGGCACGGACAAGGUCACCACCCACAAAUACCAGUUCAUGUACGACAAGUACUUGUCCGGUAGUCGGGACGAAGAGGUCAAGGUCCUGGAGAUUGGACUCGGCUGCAACAUGGACUACGGCCCCGGAGCGUCGUAUUACACUUGGCUCGAAUACCUGCCAUUCGUCGAUCUCUACUUCAUCGAAUACGAUGGGCAAUGCGCCCAAAAGUACCAGGACAAAACCGCCAACGCACAUGUGUUUAUCGGCGAUCAAGCAGACGCCGUCUUCCUCACACAGUUCUCCUCCGAAGCAACGGCAAGCGGCUUAUUCGAUGUCAUUAUUGACGACGGCGGACACACAAUGGUGCAGCAAAUCACAUCCCUCGAGUAUCUAUGGAAAACCGUCAAGCCCGGCGGCUUAUACGUCAUUGAGGAUCUGCAGACGAGUUAUUGGGAAACAUUUGGCGGGGACCCCGCUGGCUGGCGGUCGUCGAAGGAGACUACGAUGACUUAUGUGUUUCAACUGAUUGACGAUUUGAUGAUUGGACGGAGCGAGAAGAAGAUAAGCCAUGAAAUACUCUCCAUCGAUUGUAUGGCGGAGAUUUGUGCACUGCGCAAGAAGGACAAUAUGUAA
Trichoderma citrinoviride is the source of this 762-nucleotide messenger RNA. RefSeq lists its product as hypothetical. NCBI's taxonomy places the organism in Eukaryota, Fungi, Ascomycota, Sordariomycetes, Hypocreales, Hypocreaceae. The transcript has 3 exons. Bases 1 to 762 code for a protein of 253 amino acids. The record is from RefSeq and is a predicted model, not a curated record.